AUGCCUGAAUCAACCAGCCUUACAUUUAGCCUCCUCCCGGACAGCAUCCGGCAGUCCUCAGCCAUUGGAGCCGAAGUGCAACUUCCUCCGGGGAUGUCCAAGUUAGACCUGGACCGCUUGACUGAAAAAGACAAAGAGACUCUGCGAAAGGCUCUUUUUGAGAAUCAGGUCAUUGUCAUCCGGGGCCAGAAAGGAAUUGACCCCACCGUCCUCCCACAGUUCGCCAAGGUCUUUGACCCGAAUGCGUCGGAUGUCCACUCAGCUGGUGAGAAAGCCGUUAGCGACCCGAAGAACAUCCUCUCUGCAUACAAGGCUGGGCGCAUUCCCAAGGCUCCCCAAGUUGGAAUCAUUGGGUCUGGAACUUUCCAUGACUAUGAAGGUCUUAAAGAACUGGAGGUUAUCCAUCUGGAUCACACAUUGUUCCAUGAGAGACCCCUUGCACAAGAAGAGAUUGAUCAAGGUUACACCCGUCCUUACAGAUGGCACAUGGAUACCCCAUUUUAUGAGCGAUUGCCCGGUGAAGUGACCAUCCUGCACUCGAUCCGCAUUCCCAAUCUGCCCGAUCAGAAGAUCAAGUUUCCUGAUGGGAAGGAGAAAUCUAUUGGAGCUGGCGCUACAGCCUUUUUCUCGGGUGCUCGCGCGUUUGCUCUUCUCACCCCUGAAGAGCAGGAGUUUGCUUUAAACACCACUGUCACAUAUGCGCCACAGGCCUAUGAGUAUAUUAGGCAGUGCAAGGCUUCCGAAGAUGGUCUCACUAUUCCAACACUAGGAAGUGAGGUUCCAGUUGAGAAGCUGUCUGAAUGGAGUUGGGAUAAGGUUGCGGAACAUCCCAUGGUCUGGCGAAACCCGCUUAACCCUGAAAGACCAUUCCUCCAAGUGCACGGAUGCUGUGUCUUUAAAUUGAGCACACGAAACCCGGCUACCGGAGAGGUAACGGUCAUUGACGAUGUCGAAAAAGUUAGAGACGUGGUGUACAACAUGCAGAAGAAGAUCUAUGCUGCCGAGAACAUCUACGCUCACCGCUGGGAAGAAGGCGAUCUGGUCAUCUUCCAUAAUCGCGGUGUCAUGCACAGUAUCACUGGGCAACUGUCCCAACACAAGCAUGACGAAGACAAGAAGCGUAUGCUGUGGCAAUGCACAAUGACAAGUGUGACACCGCCUAAGCCAUUCAGAAGUUAUGAGGGGGUCAACGAUACUGGAUAUGUCAGAGCUUAG
Penicillium pulvis is the source of this 1215-nucleotide messenger RNA. RefSeq names its product TauD/TfdA family dioxygenase. The transcript has 4 exons. The record is from RefSeq and is a predicted model, not a curated record. NCBI's taxonomy places the organism in Eukaryota, Fungi, Ascomycota, Eurotiomycetes, Eurotiales, Aspergillaceae. Gene Ontology annotation, molecular function: oxidoreductase activity. The coding region runs from base 1 to 1215 and encodes 404 amino acids.